UCGUAUCGUCUGGCUUCUGCCAGCGUGCUUGUCUGUCCCAUUAUCGCGUUCACUGCGAAAAUGGCGAACCUGUGUGUGCGAGCAGCGAGACAGAGCUACCUCUAUCUGGCUUCACCUUCAUUAUCAAGGUCGUCCCCUCGGUGGUUAUGUACGGCCGCCCAGCGCCAGAACGGCCAGGGACCGGAGCACGAGGCCGAGAAGCAGGAGCAGAGUGCCGCGGAGAAGGCCUCGGCCGAGGAGAAGAGCCAGCUUGAAGGGCAGCUCAAGGAAGUCACAGAAAAGUACAAGCGAGCACUCGCAGACACAGAGAACCUGCGGGUCAGGAGUCAGAAGAUGGUGGAGGAUGCAAAACUAUACGGCGUCCAAGGCUUAUGCAAGGACCUGCUGGAGGUGGCGGACAUCUUGGAGAAGGCCACGGAGAGUGUGCCCAAGGAGGAGGUGACGGCGAGGAACCCUCACCUGAAGAGCCUGUACGACGGGCUGGUGAUGACGGAGGCUCAGGUCCAGAAGGUGUUCACCAAGCACGGCCUGGUCAAGAUCAACCCCGACGGGCAGAAGUUUGACCCCUACGAGCACGAGGCGCUCUUCCACGCGCCCAUUGACGGCAAGGUCCCCGGCACUGUCGCCGUGGUGACCAAGGUGGGCUACAAGCUCCACGGGCGCACCCUGCGGCCGGCGCUGGUGGGCGUGGCCAAAGCCUCCUAAAAGGAAGGGUUUACCUCAACGCAAAGAGAAAUGAUCCAGGUACAGAGGACUGAUGGAGCUCCACUCUCCCUCUGUCUCGUGAUACCUGGGAAAGACUGGGAAUCGACUCGGAAUCGACUCGGACUGAAGCCUGUCUGGGAAUGCUACACAUCCAAUCCAGUUGUUUGUUUAUUUUAACACUUUUCAGGAUCUGACCUGUACAGCCUUAGUAUUUCUUGUCAGAUUUCAGUUUAAAGUCGUGUAUAAUUCAUUUGACUUGAGAGUUUGGGUGACCUCUAACAUCUAUGGAUGGCGUACACAUUGUACAUACAUCAUUGCAGGAAACGAAUCCAUAAAAUAAAAAUAAAAAUUCCGCACCUGAAUGAGACUUCAUGCUUUUUGGAGAUUUCAGAAAUCUUCACUGAAACGUUUGCUUGAACUAUUUAUAGAACCAAGAUGUUUUGGUGAGAUUUCCUACAAUGUUUUACGUUGUAUUGGGCUGCUACACGUGAAACCAGAAGUACACCUGUCAGAAUGCUAUUAGAUAUCCAGCAUUUUGGGUUCAUUCCAGAGAUUUUAGUCUACUUUAUAUAAACAAAUUUAAUGUAUGUUUAAUAAUAAACUUUGUUUUGUCAUUUA
This is a messenger RNA of Gadus morhua (Atlantic cod), 1323 nucleotides long. It is a transcript of the gene grpel1, whose product is annotated as GrpE-like 1, mitochondrial. Gene Ontology annotation, cellular component: PAM complex, Tim23 associated import motor. The coding region runs from base 61 to 705 and encodes 214 amino acids. The record is from RefSeq and is a predicted model, not a curated record. Lineage: Eukaryota; Metazoa; Chordata; Actinopteri; Gadiformes; Gadidae. Gene Ontology annotation, molecular function: protein homodimerization activity; adenyl-nucleotide exchange factor activity; protein-folding chaperone binding. Gene Ontology annotation, biological process: protein import into mitochondrial matrix; protein folding. The transcript has 4 exons.